Molecule: messenger RNA, 2359 nt
Organism: Carassius gibelio (silver crucian carp)
Lineage: Eukaryota; Metazoa; Chordata; Actinopteri; Cypriniformes; Cyprinidae
Exons: 3
Coding region: 1218-2159 (313 amino acids)
Source: RefSeq, a predicted model, not a curated record
UUCAGUGCGCUACUUUGACGUACGUUUAUUUUUUAAUAUAAACAUUCCAACCUAUAUGCUUUUCUUGUUUAAUUUGCAGUGGCAUAAACACGCUGACAUAAAUACAGUAAAUAACGCUGAACUAUUGCUGUAGAAGUAAAAAGUCAAGCUCUUUGCGGAGUGUCCGUGACGUCACCGUGAGAGAAGUGAAAGUGAAUGUGAGCGGCUCUGCUUUCAUUCAGCUGCGGAACACGGACUGGAGGUUCUGCUGGACACGGGACACACGCUCUCCUCGUGGGGGGUUGUGUCUGGUGAUAUGGUCGCUGUCAUUUUGUCCCAGCAAACGCAGACUGUUGGGAGAACUGUGUGAAGAGUUUUGAAAAAGUGACCUACCUUAGUAUUGAGAAAUGUGUCCUAGCGUCUGAAAAACACUGUAAUAUAAUAUCCUGAUAUCAACAAUAAUACUUAUUUUUAUUAAAUAUUAUUUGUACGCGUUUGUAAUAGAAGUCACCUGUCACAAAAGCGCGCGGCAGUAUGGCGUUAACUGCAGAUUUACACUUAAAUCAACACAAAUGUUCCUAUAUUUUUCAGUCUAAUCUUAAUUCUAAGAGCCGCUUAUUAUUCAGUCAUGCGUGCGUGCGUGCGCGUGCUCGUCAUCACGAUCGAGGAGCCGCGCGCAUCGGAUUUAAACGCGUUUGCUCUCGGUACAGAGUCAGAACUCGGUUUAUUCGCUCGGCUGCUUCACGAUGUUUGAGUGAGUUGAACUUUUGUCUCUCUAAAUGUCUGACUUUUUCAAAACUUUUCAGAGCUAUAGGAUUAAUCUCACGAAAACUAUCACCUCGUUAUUUCACAAAAAAGUGUUGUUUUUAGUCAUCAUUUAAUUAGUAUUGUUUUCACGAGAAGGACAACUCUUAAGUGUAAUAUCUAGUGUACUGUAUUUAACUGAUCAGUUUAAAUACUUAAUGAUUAAAAUAAAAUUAAAAAAUCCUUAUAUCGAUUUAUUUUGGUGUUAUUAUGAAGUGAUUUAAAAGUAUAUUGUUCCUGUGUUUCUUAUACUGCAAAAAAAAAAAAAAAAUUUUUAGAAAUUGAUAAGUAUAUUUCACAAUUACAAUUAAACAUUUAAGAACGCAUUACGUGUGAAACUGAUGAAAUAUUACUCCAGAAAUCUUUUAUUUACUUUAAUAAAUAAGUGCGCCAAUCAAUAGCUUAGUGUUUUAUUUGUAAAUAUAUCCAUUAUUAUGUUAAAUAAUGACUUUUAUAUGUGUUUUGGGUGGAUCAGAAGUGCCUCGGGAGGCUUGAGACACAAACAGGAUGAUGAUCUGCAGUUCCUCAGUCUGGAGGAGCGGGACUGUAUCUUGUUCUUUGAGGAGAUCAUCUGCUCCCUGGAGGAGGACGAUGAGAGGAAGGAUCCGCACUCGUACACUACAGCUCCACAUCAUGACAUCAUUGACCUGGUGCACGCUACACCCGAUCACAGCAAACCGAGGGACACGCUGCCCGUCAUACCAGAUUUCCAAGAGCUGAUUAUACGCCCGGAGAUGCAUUGCGAAGCGAAGGCGAAACGUGACGUGGUUGUCUCACAAGAGCACUUCAGACACCUGCCCAGUCUAGAGUCGACCAGACACGGCCCUCCGACCCACGCCAAGCCCUCGCGUCUUCCAGACAGGAUCAGUGUUUUAUUAGGCAGCAAACCCCGCACGCGAAGCAUUUCGUUUCGAGAUCCGACGCCAGAGAAGUCUAGGAUGGAGGCGCUUUCGAAGCUCGGACUCGCUCAGAGGCGAACGCAAUCCGUCAUGCAUUGGAAAAGCGCUGGCGAUACGCUCAACAUCACAAAUCCAGCUGACCACGCAGUCACACACACUGAUUUCAACAGCUUCGGCGGUAAGAGCAUCACAUUUAACCACGCUCCGUCAGAUUUCCAUCACAACAACUUCAGCAGCAGAUCCCGAGUCGUGAACCACGAAGCCUCGAUAGAAGAGGACGCUUCCAGCUCAGACAGGACUUCAGAUGAAGGCUUGCUCCAGAGGACAGCGUCACGCUCUGAAGCGCUCGUGAAGCCGAAGCCGUCCUUCCGCGCUCAGGGAGUCACGGUGCAGUUUUCAGGGCGAGGAGCCUCAGGUGAAGCCAGACGUGAUGCUCUUCACAAGCUAGGACUGAUGUGUUCCCACGCUCCUAACUGAGACUCCACUACUAACACAACUUCUGUUUAUGCAUUCUCUGUCAUGUUGUACAUGUGGUGUAUGUAAUGUGGAUUCCAGUGUGAAUGAGCACGAGUGUUAGUGUAUGAAGCAGUUACUGAAGGACUCAGAAUGCAUGAUUGUGAACAUGUGACACCACUAUAUAAACACACACACACACACACACACACACACACACACAG